AUGCUGCUGAUCCUGAAUCUGAAGUACUUCUUGCCAGCGAUGAAGAGCCUCGUCAUGGGCCACUUGGCUUUCGAGCCGAGUUCCAACAUGGAGGACGACUGCGGCUCAGAUUCGGUGCUGCAGGCCUCUGAUGCCGAGAGCAACAGAAAUGAGGAGCCCACGGAUCGGCCCUUUUUGAAGCUGAACCAUUUCGAGACCAAGUUCAUGUGCGAACUCGAGCCGUGGAAAGCCAAGUGGGCAGAAAAGGCCUUCAAGCCAAAUUUCUUCUUCAAAGACAUGCGGGAUUUGCACCGGGGCAUCGCUGAAGACCGCAUCACGGGAGAAUUCCAAAUUGUACCGAAGGUGACCCUGCUGACCAUCGGCUUCCCUUGCACCUCGAUAAGCUCGCAGAACUCAGAGGUGAAGAGCUUCCUGGACGAAAGCUCGCCCACUGGAAUGGGGUUCCGGGACGCAGUCAUGAAGAACAAGCAGAUCUUGGAGGGCAAAGGUAUCCCGAUCACCGCGCGGGAAAUUAGCAUACUCGCUGUCGCUACUACCAAGCUGCAGCAAAUGGGGCUCAAUCCAUACAAGGAUAAGUUCAUCAUCCAAGUCGUUCUGGUCUUAGAGGACCAAAACUACAAUCGCAGCACCUUCCUCAAGUCGAACCCUGGAUGGUGCCCCUGCCUCAUUCCAAAUGGGCGAUACGUGGUGUCCCAGCGCUGGACCCUUCUUGGUGGGAAGGAGAAACUGCGCCUGCAGGGCAUCGGCCCGGAGGAUGUUCUCCGGUUUGAGCUGGACACCUUGAAUGACGGCCAGCAGAGCAAGUUACGCGCGGUUCAGUUCUUGUAUCUGUGCGGCAGCAGUUUUGACUGCUGUGGCAUGCUGGAAGCCUACUGUCUGAUCAUCCUGACGCAUGCGAAAGCAAUCGCAUCGGGAGUCUCCAGCCGGGCGGUGUGCAACACUUUGGAGGAUGUUUGCCCUUUGAUGCGGGCUGCGGCGGAUUGCGUGUGGCCCCCGCAGCCAGGCUCGACCUUUGACACGUCGAUUCUCAGCUGGAGCUUCCAGAACCAGAGCUUUUGGAGGGGCAACCAUGGAGAAACCAUCUCCCUGCGGCUCCCGGCAAGCGGCGAAGUGGAUGCCACCUGCGAUGAGGACAACAUCGCGCUGGGCCAGUCUGUGAAGUUUGAUGCGGCUCUUGAGGCCUACAACUCUCACCCAGAAGUGCGAGCCCACUCGGACAAGUCUGUCGAUGGAGGUGCUGGGGCAAUCUCCUUGGACAACCGGAGGAAGGCUGCGGUGAAGAACUGGCUUGCCGCUGUUUCCGGCUACGCGGACAAGUAUCUCAGAGUGGCCUACGUUCCCCAGCCAGAUUUGGCCACUGCAGAGAUCAGUAGCAUGUUCGAUCGGCACACGAAGUCUGCGCAGAAAUCCAACUCGCGGCGCUUCAGCACUGGUCGCAUUGUGGUUGACCAUGCCCACGCUGAUGCCAACCCCUGGCUGCUAUCAUCGGAGCUCGCUGUGGCAGGCAGGUGCGUGGCGGCAAACGAGAGCGAGCGCGGGGCUCCUACGGUGAUGCUCCCGAAAGGGCAGGAGCUACUCCUGCCGGAGGGCGCUUCGGCUGACAGCGAUCUGCGACUAUCGGAGAGGGUAAAGCCCAGCCCGGAGCAAAGUGCCGCGCAGAAAGGAGUCAUGCGGUGCGAAAAGCUUCUCACGAGCCUGUUCAGGAACGUCACACAGGUCAAGGCACGGCCGGUGAUCGUGGUCAAUUUCACUGGGUAUGUUGAGGAGUUUGGCGCAGCCGUGUUGAACCUCCGGCAGAGGGGCGUGGUGGAUGGAGCGGGCGACGCGUUCGACUUCCAUCAUCUCUACUACCUCAGCCUGCACCUCCUGGACAACAAGACCAGCGCGGACUUUGCUCAGGCCAGGGUGCUGUGCGAGUGCCUGGACUGUUGGCUGGCAAAGCGAAUGGUCUACGCGGGCAUUGCUUACAACGAUGCGGAGGCAAGUUUGUCAGAGGCGGAGAUGGCAGCCAUACCAGGGUCAGAAGUGCUGCGGUCGGUGGACACCCUGAAGCUCAAGGUGACGAUUCGCAAAGGCAGUGCCGUGGAGGUGCACCCGGAUCAGAUCAAGCAAUGGCAGGCUCAGGGAGGCCCGCUUUCAGAGGAGUUUGAGCAGCUACUACAAAGGCACAACGCCACCUACAAAGACCUACUGGCGACAUCCGGCGUCAUCAAGGACGGCGCGCUGACUAGUGAGAGCCAGGACAUCGUGCCAGUGGAUGACGAGGCCAAGACUGACCCAGAACCUUCUGAAGCCGUGGUGACGUUUGAGUCCUUGGCAGAGCUCGAGGCCAAGGACCCCAUCAAACAUCGCUCUCAGUCUGAAGUUGGAGACGUGGAGCUGCUACGCGGAAACUCAGGGCAAACUUACUUGCUCGCCAAGAAAAACAAAACCCUGCCCCGCCACACCGUCAUUGCUGGGUUCGGGACCGGAAAGUUCAUCCCUGCAGCUGUUGAAGAGGAGGGAGUGGCCUUUGACUACCCCAAGGGUGACAAGACUCUAAUCCAGGUUGAUCACUCUUCCAUCUCGCCGGAAAACACGAACACCGAGGUGAUGAGUGUUUACCGGUACUUGGUCCUUCUCGAAAGGUCCAAAAAGGUCACAAAGUAUGUGAUGAGCUAUUCGGAUAUUAGCCGCCAGUCAGAGAACCAGACUGACGGCUUCAGUGUGAAGGUUGCCGCAGGCCACAAGUACAAGUGCUUGGUGGACAACAAGCCCCGCACGUGCAAAACAUGGUUCGGGGAUUCCGUUCAACAGGUGGCAAAGUCCAAGAUCUUGACCAGUGUCUUCAGGUUUCGCUUCGAGCGAGUUAGUGCAGUCAGCAAGAUUCAAAAACCUUACGUGAUGUUGACGCAGAGUUUACCUUUGGAGGCUGGAAAGCCAAUUCAGGCCUGGGUGUCUUGA
Effrenium voratum is the source of this 2943-nucleotide messenger RNA. The record is from the annotation of a GenBank genome assembly. Lineage: Eukaryota; Dinophyceae; Suessiales; Symbiodiniaceae.